CUCCUACAAAAGUAGGACAUAGAGGUGGACCAUUCAGUUACGCAUCCCUAUUAAACAAUACUCAACCAUCCUUUGGUGAUGACAUGAUGCUAAAGGAUGACCAGAAUCCAUCCUUCUAUAUUGUGAGGGAUGAUUUGUUGCAUCCAUUGGUGAACGGUAAUACGAGAAAAUUGGACGGACUGCUUCCUCUAAUUGAAGAUCACUCAGUGAGUGACGUGGUUACUUGUGGAGGUUGUCAAAGUGCUCAUGCGGCAGCCGUUGCUGUUUCAUGUGCAGAGAGAGGACUUAAGUCACAUUUGCUUCUACGGGGGGAGCAGCCUGAAAUUCUGACUGGUUAUAACCUGAUUUCGACACUAUAUGGGAAUGUCACAUAUGUUCCAAGGUCUCUCUAUGCAAUAGGGACAAAUGCUGAAAAGCAUGCUGAUUUGGUGGGCAACAGUGGUUAUGUUGUAUGGUUCAAUGAUAUCUUCAAGCUUCUUUUACAACUCAAAGUUCUAGCACUUCAGACUUAUCCAAAUGGAUGCUAACAGAAGUGCUGAAUAUCAUCCAGAAAGGUUGUAAUGGUCAAUGAAGGUGCAGGGGAUGCUGUGGCCAUACUAGGUGUCAUUCGCCUCAUUCAUUACUUAUCCCAGAAUCAUUUACUUGGUAAAGAGAGCUUGAAAUUGGUUGUAGAUGCUGGUACUGGGACGACUGCUGUUGGUUUAGCACUUGGGGCCUAUGUUUAGGUGUGUUCUAUGCAUUUUUAUUUUCUUUUGGUGAAGAGAAUAAACGAUUGCAAUUCUUUGUUAUGCUAUGAGUCUUCAGAGGCACAUUAUGGCUGCAUGGUAAUUGCUUCUGUUGCUUCCUGUCAGCUUCCCUGGGAGGUAACUGCCGUGAUGCUGGCUGAUACAAUUGAUGGUUACAAACAGCAAGAGAGACGCUGGUUUCUGAUUUCAAGAGUGCUUUAGUUUCACUGACUGACCACAGUUUGAAUGAAGUAGAUAGUGGAAUGGUGAAUUGGUACAACGUUUCCAUCCAAGAAAGUAAAAUGUCAUUCCUUCACUGUUUUAUUUUUAAUGGUGUUAUUCAAUCGAGCAUUUCAUAUAUUAUCUUUGCUCUGAGAUUUUUAUAUGAAUUAGUCCUUGUGCAAAGCAGAGGAAGUCGACGACUAAGAUACUCUAUAUGGAAACUUUCUCCUAACAAUAUCAAUUUUGUUAUUAAAAAUAAUAUGAUGUGUAAGAAGAAAACUUCUUCC
Messenger RNA from Juglans microcarpa x Juglans regia, 1234 nucleotides. RefSeq names its product D-cysteine desulfhydrase 2, mitochondrial. Gene Ontology annotation, molecular function: D-cysteine desulfhydrase activity. Lineage: Eukaryota; Viridiplantae; Streptophyta; Magnoliopsida; Fagales; Juglandaceae. The record is from RefSeq and is a predicted model, not a curated record.